Daphnia magna is the source of this 2114-nucleotide messenger RNA. RefSeq names its product glucose dehydrogenase [FAD, quinone]-like. Gene Ontology annotation, molecular function: oxidoreductase activity, acting on CH-OH group of donors; flavin adenine dinucleotide binding. The transcript has 6 exons. Bases 104 to 1945 code for a protein of 613 amino acids. The record is from RefSeq and is a predicted model, not a curated record. Lineage: Eukaryota; Metazoa; Arthropoda; Branchiopoda; Diplostraca; Daphniidae.
AUAACCUUUCGCUAUUCAAGUCUAGUAGUGUGCUUACGGUCGCAUUGGGAAGACUUGGAUCAAGUACUUCUAAGUUUUAAUCACAGAAGAGCGAUCAGUUAUCAUGCCAUUCUCACAACUUUUGGGGAAUUUAAGCUUGUGGGCAUCUUUGCCGCCUUUUGUUCUAUCGUAUUUGUUUUACAGCAUGUUUGAUAAUAGCAAUCCGGAAGGACUUGUUACGGAUACUCAAGUAUUUUUGAAUGAAUAUGAUUUUAUCGUCAUUGGUGCCGGAUCGGCUGGAGCUGUUGUGGCUAGUCGUUUGAGUGAAAUAUCAGACUGGAAAGUUUUGCUACUGGAAGCCGGUGGAGAGGAACCUAUGGCUGCCGAUGUUCCCGGUACAGCUGCGGUGCUCCAGCGUUCCAAAGUCGAUUGGAAUUUUAGGACGGAGCCUCAGUCUGAUGCGUGUCUUGCUUUCAGAGACAAAAGAUGCAAUUGGCCACGCGGAAAAGUUAUUGGUGGCUCUUCAGUCCUUAAUUACAUGUUGUACGUCAGAGGAAACAAAAGAGAUUACGAUGAAUGGGCUGCGUUUGGCAACGACGGAUGGUCAUACGAUGAUGUUCUACCCUACUUUAUCAAAUCUGAAGACAAUCGCAAUCCGUAUUUGGCGGCCAAUAAACAGUACCACGGAACUGGAGGUUACUUAACAGUUCAGGAACCGCCAUUUAAAACUCCAUUAGUCACCGCGUUCGUUGAAGGAGGCGUUGAAAUGGGUUUUGACAAUGUCGACUUUAAUGCUGCUCAACAAAUAGGUUUCGCCGCUGCACAGGGAACAAUCCGAAGAGGAACCCGAUGCUCGACAGCCAAAGCUUUUUUAAGGCCCGUCCGCAGUCGGAACAAUCUUCACAUUUCCAUGCAUUCCCAUGUUCACAAGGUGGUGAUUGAUCCAUCAACUAAACAGGCCAUCGCUGUACGUUUCGAAAAAAGAGGAAAAGUCUACCAAGUGAAAGCCAAAAACGAAAUUGUCAUCUCGGCGGGUGCCAUCAACAGCCCGCAAUUGUUGAUGCUGAGUGGAAUUGGUCCAGCUGACCAUCUCAACUCGUUUGGCAUUCCUGUUUUAGCCGAUCUUCAAGUGGGUGAUAACCUUCAAGAUCACCCUGAAAUGGUUGGCCUGGUCUUCCGUUUCGACAAGCCUUUCGGGAUGUUGGAAACUCGUUUCUAUAACUUGGCUACGCUGCUCAAUUACACAAUCAACUCUGCUGGACCCAUGUCAAUGUUGGGUGGUUGCGAAGGGUUGGCGUGGUUCAAGACGAAAUACGCGUCCCAGGAUGACGAUGACUGGCCAGAUGCUGGAAUCGUUUUACUUGCAGGGUCGGCAGCGUCGGACAGUGGGGAUGUUCUCCGCGAGAAUUACGGUUUCAGAGACGACAUUUGGAACGAAUACUACGCACCAAUAGUUAAUACUGACACGUUGCAGCUCGCUCCUUGGUUACUUCGUUCAUUGUCGAAGGGAACUGUCCGGCUGGCCUCGUCUGACCCGUACGCUGCUCCAUUGAUGGAUCCUAAAUACUACAGUGAUCCAAAAGAUCUUGAGACUAUGUUGGAAGCAUUGAAAUUUUCGUUAGCUUUGAGUAAAACGACGGCUUUUCAAAAAUUGGGAAUUAAAGUCUACGACAAAAUUUUCCCCGGCUGUGAGAGUUUUAUUCCAUGGACGGAUGACUAUUGGCGUUGCUUAAUCCGCUACACGACAUCUACCGCGUAUCAUCCGGCCGGCACCUGCAAGAUGGGACCAUCAACAGAUGGCGCUGCCGUCGUUGAUCCUCAGUUGAAAGUUUACGGGAUCAAGGGACUAAGAGUGGCUGAUUGCUCCAUCAUGCCUAAUGUUAUAUCCGGCAAUACCAACGCUCCAGCUAUAAUGAUCGGAGAGAAGGUCUCUGACAUGAUCAAAGAAUCCUGGAUGCGCAUCUGAAAUGAUAAGAAGGGAGUUGCACAGCUGUUAGGAACUCCGGGAGGGAAAAGAAGCUUUUUAAAUAUUAUUUAUUAUGAUUAAUUAUCAAACCUUUUUCUUAUAUUAUUUAUUAUGAUUAAUUAUCAAACCUUUUUAGACUUAAUAAACAACACCAUUUGUCUUUAUGGCA